UGAGGUCAUGACAGUGCCUUGUAGUUCACCGUUCUCUGAGGAGGUCUCCAGGUGUUACUUCAGAGAUGUUAUCCUGGGCAUCGAAUACCGUAAGUUUUAAUAGGUUUAUGGUGAAUGUUAGUGAGUGAUCACACUGUGCUGCAAAGUGUCCGCUGGAUCACACUGUGCUGCAAAGUGUCCACUGGAUCACACUGUGCUGCAAAGUGUCCACUGGAUCACACUGUGCUGCAAAGUGUCCACUGGAUCAUACUGUGCUGCAAAGUGUCCACUGAAUCACACUGUGCUGCAAAGUGUCCGCUAGAUAACACUGUGUAAAGUGUCCACUAGAUCACACUGUGCAAAGUGUCCAUUAGACCACACUGUGAAAAGUGUCCACUAAAGCAGUGAAGUGUCCACUAGAGCAGGGUUUCCCGACCCCCCACCCCCUCAACCACCGACAAGUUUGAUAAUUGCACCAAGGACCGGUGCCAGAUGUAUUCCUUAUAUUUUGGUUUUUUUUGCACAAAAAUAUUCAUGUUGUAUAGUGUCCACUAGAGCAGGGUUUCCCGACCCCCCCCCCCUCAACCACCGACAAGUUUGAUAAUUGCACCAAGGACCGGUGCCAGAUGUAUUCAUUAUAUUUUGGUUUUAUUUGAACAUAAAUAUUCAUGUUGUACAGACCAGCAAUGUAAGGCACCUUGGAUGGGUGCAAGUAGGUGGACCAGCAUUUGCAUAAAGUUGAGCUAGAUGCAACCAACUUCUAGAUUGUACAUAACACAGUCUACAAGUCAUUUAAAGAGGGAGAAUAGACAGAGUCUGUGUCAUUUUAAAGGGAGAAUAUCACACAGUCGUAUCAAAGGGUCUCAGAUGCCUGCACUGGAAUCAGUGGGCCACAUUACACUACAUAUGCGUAUGAUUAUGAGGUUGCGGUGACAUAUGUGGGCUGUGUGUUUGAACCCAUACACCAGAGUCUGAUAUAAAUAAAAAUGUAUGCAUUAUUUUAAUGAUUUAGUGUUGUUGCUAUGAGUGCGGCGUAUGUGAAUGAAUAUAAAAGUCAUAAGAAAAAGAACACGUUACUCAGAAGGAUGAAUAAAGAAACCAGCAGAUUUUGAAAGGAAGGAUUCUUGUCAGAGAGAGACUUACUGUCCUGCAUCAUUGUCAUGUGUACACAUGCUGGUCACUAUCUGUGAAUGUGUCAACAUGGCAUUUAAAAGGCUGGUCACUAUCUGUGAAUGUGUCAACAUGGCAUUUAAAAGCUAUGGGGGAGUCAUCGAUUUGGAAAAAUUACAUUAUGUGGAAAAUGUGGGUCUGUUUGACAAAAAUUUGCAAAACCACUUAAAGAUUUUUUUGGUUUUCUAUUUCAGUACAUUAUCAAGUUGUUAAAACAUUUUUUGUGUUCCAUAUUUCAGUACAUUAUCAAGUUGUUAAAACAUUUUUUGUUCCAUAUUUCAGUACAUUAUCAAGUUGUUAAAACAUUUUUGUUCUAUAUUUCAGUACAUUAUCAAGUUGUUAAAACCUUUUUUGUUCCAUAUUUCAGUACAUUAUCAAGUUGUUAAAACCUUUUUUGUUCCAUAUUUCAGUACAUUAUCAAGUUGUUAAAACCUUUUUUGUUCUAUAUUUCAGUACAUUAUCAAGUUGUUAAAACCUUUUUUGUUCUAUAUUUCAGUACAUUAUCAAGUUGUUAAAACCUUUUUUGUUCCAUAUUUCAGUACAUUAUCAAGUUGUUAAAACCUUUUUUGUUCUAUAUUUCAGUACAUUAUCAAGUUGUUAAAACCUUUUUUGUUCCAUAUUUCAGUACAUUAUCAAGUUGUUAAAACCUUUUUUGUUCUAUAUUUCAGUACAUUAUCAAGUUGUUAAAACCUUUUUUGUUCCAUAUUUCAGUACAUUAUCAAGUUGUUAAAACCUUUUUUGUUCUAUAUUUCAGUACAUUAUCAAGUUGUUAAAACCUUUUUUGUUCCAUAUUUCAGAACAUUAUCAAGUUGUUAAAACCUUUUUUUUUCUAUAUUUCAGUACAUUAUCAAGUUGUUAAAACCUUUUUUGUUCUAUAUUUCAGUACAUUAUCAGAAAAUCAUCCACAGGGACAUAAAACCAUCAAAUCUUCUGCUGGGUGAUGAUGGCCACAUUAAGGUAAGGGCCAUUGAUGAUGGCCACAUUAAGGUAUGGGCCAUGCUUUCAUUGGGUGUAGUAGCUGAUAAACUGAGAGCAAUAGUUUUUGAAAGCUUAUCAGCUCAGCCGUUCAACUGGUUUCUAUUUGAUUGGUUGACAGGGUAGGGAUUUGUUUCUAUUUGAUUGGUUGACAGGGUAGGGAUUUGUUUCUAUUUGAUUGGUUGACAGGGUAGGGAUUUGUUUCUAUUUGAUUGGUUGACAGGGUAGGGAUUUUGUUGUUUUUAAAUGUCAAAGUUACUUGGUAGGUCUUUUAAAUGACAUCAUCAUUUUGUAUUCAAUACAUUUUAUUGUAUGCUGAACUGACUUUGACUUUGAACCAAAUUAAAAUUUCCCAAUAAUUUUAUUUUUGACCAGUGACAGACUGUGAUGAAUGAUUUGCGGGUUCGCCUAAAUUAAUUAAUAUCUAUAGCAGAUACACGUCUGCAAAAUAAAGUGACCGGCAGAUUGCAAUAUAAAUAUCGGUCAUCUACUUUUGGAAGUUAACUUUUUUUGACAUCUGCUUAACUCGAUCAUGCCAGAUACAUGACGCCAGUAGUUAUUGUACACAUUAUAUAUGCUGUAUGUUUAUUUAUUUACUAUUAAGGUAUUGUAUGGUACUGCAUUGUACAAUUUUGAGGCGAUUCCAUUUCCAUAUGAUUUUAAGAGUUUGAGGGUAACCUGGUCAUAUUGUUGACAUUUAAUAGAAAGAUGAGAGAUUAAAAAAUUGACAUUUAAGAUAGGUAGGAUGUGACAUAAAGAGAGUGUAUAAUUGUUACCUAUACCAGCUAGGAUGUCACAUAUAAUUGCUACCAACACCAUCUUAGGAUGUCACAUAUAAAUUGUUACCAACACCAUCUAGGAUGUCCCAUAUAAAUUGUUACCAACACCAUCUAGGAUGUCACAUAUAAAUUGUUACCAACACCAUCUAGGAUGUCACAUAUAAAUUUACUAAAAGGUAUAUCUUUAAUGGCUUUUUUUUUGUUGUUGCCAAGAUUGCAGAUUUCGGUGUCAGUAAUGAGUUCAGUGGAGGGGAUGCCUCCCUGACCAAUUCAGCAGGAACACCCGCCUUCAUGGCCCCCGAGACACUCAGGGACGAGGCACAGAACUUUCAGGGAAAGGUAACUCUAACAGAUUGGAAACAUCAAUAGUCUCCCCCUUGCCUAAUAAAGAAAUUAGGUAGUAGUGAUUAAUAGUAAUUGUAAUAGUAACAGUAAUUGAGUAAUAGUGAGGUGAAAUAGCUGCAAAAGAAUUUUUUCAUUCAAUUUUUUUAGUGGGGUUGAGGGCAAAAUAGUUAACUGUUAAAUAUAUAAAUAUUUACUGUACAAGGGAGUAUGCAGGGGCAUAAUUAUCACUUGUGUGACCUAAAAAUAUUGUGUUUAAAUGACUUCCCAGGCAUUAGACAUAUGGGCCAUGGGGGUGACCUUGUACUGCUUCAUUUAUGGAAGGGUGCCUUUUGAAGAGGAAUAUGUUCUGGGACUGCAUAAAAAGAUUCUUAAGGACCCAGUCAGGUUUCCAGAAAAGUAAGUCUGUGUCUUGAGUGCAUGUGUCUGAUUUGCUGGUCAGGUAACCCAUUCUGUGAUACACCAUUCGGGGAUGCACUAUUCAGUAUUCAGUGAUGCACCAUUUAGUGAUGAACCAUUCAAUGGUGCUCCAUUUAGUGAUGCAUCAUUUAGAGAUGCACCAUUCAAUGAUGCACCAUCUAGUGAUGCACCAUGAACAUUCAAACCUUUAAUGAGAACUAUAAAAUAAAAGAACUAAAGAAUAAAUGUAGUUAAGAAAUAGAUUGAUUUUAAUACAAGACUUUAGCUGGACAAGAGAGGACAUUCUAGAUCUGGUUUGAAGUUUAAACAAAUGAGUGUACUCCACCUACUCUACCUACUAGUUGUAAAAUUGCAGAUAUGCUAAUGUGUUCACUUAAUCCCCCCCUCCUACCCCCCCUAUUGUCCAGUUGAAUUAAAUAGAAAUUUAAAGAGCAUUUUAAGUGUGCACAAAAAUAUUUCAGUACCAGAACUGUAUGAAUUGACAAUCCUAUUACAGGCCUUCAGUCAGUGAGGAGUUAAAGGACCUGAUCCUGAGAAUGUUGGAUAAAAAUCCUUCAACGAGGAUAACUCUAGCUGAAAUUAAAGUAAGGAAUUCAAGGGUUUAUAAUCUGGAUCAAUAGAAAUCAAGUUUACACUGUAUUGAUCUUGUUUGUAUAGUGUAGCAGAGUGGUUGGAUGUGGUGGUAUGGCUAGAUGUGGCGGUAUGACUAGAUGUGGUGGUAUGGCUAGAUGUGGUGGUAUGGCUAGAUGUGGUGGUAUGGCUAGAUGUGGCGGUAUGGCUAGAUGUUGUGGUAUGGUUAGUUGUGCUUUGGUUACAUGGGGUUGUACGGCAUGUCAUGUGGUGGCAUAGCUACACUUAUGACUAGAUGUGGCUGUAGGACUUAUUUAUAAAAGAAGUAAAAGUGCGGUUGUAUAUAAGCUCAAAUUAAACAUUUCAUCCAUUGUUUUUUAAAAUGGAUAUUUUGUGUUAUAAAAAUUUAAAGUGCUAAUGCACGGGUGCUAAGUGGAUGCACAUGUUUCUGAGUGGAUAUAACCACUUGUGCAUGGAUGCACUUAUGUAAUUUCUUGUUUUAUUUACAGGAACAUCAGUGGGUCACCUGCCAUGGCCAGUUCCCCAUGCCAACCGAAGAAGCCAACUGUGAAUUGGUGACACUGACAGAUGAGGACAUGGAGAAUGUUGUGAAACAUGUUCCAAAGAUUGAGACACUGGUAGGUGUUUGUCUAUGACAUCCUAGUUCAGUGUUCCCUUAAAGGUGUUCCAUGCGCUGGCACAGGUCCAUGAGCUUUACAUUGUCUGUCCACACAAAACAAAUAUUUAUGGUCAAAUAAAAAAAUUUUAAGUAAUUUGACAACAGUCUGUGAUUCAUUUUUGAAGCUUGUCACCAGUCAGCCAAACUUUAAAUUUGGGAAAUGCUGUCCCAUUUUGUUUAUUAGUUUGUAAUAUUAUUUCAUCAUAGCAGCUUUUCAAGAAAUAAAUAUAUUUUCAUAAAUAAAAAUAUUUUGUACAUGAUAUGUAACAAGUUUUUAAUGAAACUAAUGUAUGUUGGCAGAUUAUGGUGAAGAAAAUCUUGAAGCAACGAUCAUUCCGUAACCCGUACAUCGGCACCAAGCUGAGUGCCAGUGUGAAAGAAGAGUUCCAGAGAACUGGGCGCUCCAAUUCUGCCCCAGAGUCUUUCAAUCACAUUAUAAAAAGGUAUGGAGGCCCUGUAGGUUAGGUCACUUUUGAGGGCAUAGAUUAUUCUUCUUGGUGGAUUGGGUCAUUCUUUGAGUGUCUGAUAACCCUUGGGAAAUAGGUUAUUCUUGGGGAAAUAAGUCAUGCUUAAGGGAAUAUAUCAUUCAUGGGGGACAUAGGUAAUUCUUGGGGAAAUAAGUCAUGCUUAAGGGAAUAUAUCAUUCAUGGGGGACAUAGGUUUUUCUUGAAGAACAUGUCAAUUCUUAGACAAUAGGUCAUUUAGGUCAUUCUCUUUGGAUUAGGUCAUUUUUGGUGGAUAGGGACUCUCAGUUGAUUGAUUGGUCUGUUGUUGUAUGAGGUUGUUACAAAAUGUUUCCAACCGAGUCACGUAGUAUGAUCAGAAGUUAAUGGAAAAUUAAACAAUCGCAAAGCAUGCAAAAAUAUAUCACACAAAAAAAAGGGUUAAAAUAAUAGUAAUCCAUACAAAUUGUUCUCAGUGACCAUCUCCUAUAAAUUAUUAAAACCUUGUAUAAAUUUGACUAACAUAAAUAGAUAAUAGCUGAUCCACACAAAUAGUGACUGACUUUAUCGAUAAAUUUUAAGUUAGGCUGUUAGUUAGUCCCCUUGGAAGUUAUUGUUAAUGUUUGGUGUGAUUUCUCUUCUGUUUCAGAAAAGUAUCUUCAGAUGCAAACAUAGAUGUCCCAUUAAUGGAAGACAGUUGAUAGUGAACUUGCUUAUGGUGUGUUGGAAGAAAGAUUGAAUGUGUUAGAGAAGGACUGAAGUACAGCAAAGACUGAAUGUGUAAAAGAAGUACUGAAGUACAGCAAAGACUGAAUGUGUAAGAGAAGUACUGAAGUAAAGCAAAGACUGAAUGUGUAAGAGAAGUACUGAAGUAAAGCAAAGACUGAAUGUGUAAGAGAAGUAUUGAAGUAAAGCAACGACUGAAUGUGUAAGAGAAGUACUGAAGUAAAGCAACGACUGAAUGUAUAAGAGAAGCACUGAAGUAAAGCAAAGACUGAAUGUGUAAGAGAAGUAUUGAAGUAAAGCAAAGACUGAAUGUAUAAGAGAAGUAUUGAAGUACAGCAAAGACUGAAUGUGUAAGAGAAGUAUUGAAGUACAGCAAAGACUGAAUGUGUAAGAGAAGGACUGAAGUACAGCAAAGACAGAAUGUGUAAAGCUGUGAGAGGUAUUUAAAAUUGCAUAAUUCACCUUCAGGCCAUUCCAAGUCACUACACAUAUUUUGAGUCAUAUUGAUGGUUAGAUGAUGUUAAAUAUCUAUUUUAUUAAGGAAUGUCUAUUUUUAAAACAAUUGCCUACACUACAGUACAUGUAUUAUAAACAGAUAUUUAUGCAACAUGAUGUUAGAGCCCCUUAGUCCUAUAUAUAUAAAUAUAUAUAUUUUACCACCGAAAAGUAUAUUUUUUAAAGAAUUCUCUAUUGUCCAUUACAUUGCACAAAAGUGAUUAUUAUAAAAUAUUUAUUUCACCACAGAAAUCUCUAUUUUGAAUCUAAUCUAUCCAGUUCAAUGUGGUUUAUUAUAAUUCAUUAUAUUUGCCAGAGGAGUGUCUAUUUUUAAAUGGAGCACAAAAAUAUGUGAGCCACCCAUAUUUUUUCUAAAACUGUCACAUUUGUAAAAUAAAAUUUUUAAUUCCUCAUCAUUUUGUAGUUUUAAUUAUGCUAUACAAUCUCUCCUCCAAACCAUUUAGUCUGGGGAGAAUUUAUUUGUUUUCUGUCCACAGAUUUUAAUUUUAUAUUACCAUUUUUAUUAUGAUGUGUGUUGCAAAUUAAUGUAAUCAUCAACAAUAUGCAAAUCAAAGAAAGAUUAGAAAAGUUCUAAAAAUACGGAUCAUGGGAUCUUUUAUUGCAAAGGUUUCCUUAAAAAAACUGAAACAGAUUUUAUAAUGAUGUUGAAUGAGCAAUAUGAAAGUGUUGUUUUGCAAUUGAUCUCUCUUUGUUUAUUAUACUUGGUUAAUAACAUCUCUCACUUGAAAUUUGUUUCAUAAAAAAUAUUAAAAUUAGCUAGAAUAUUCUCACUGUAUGAGACAAAACACAAUAUUCCAGAUUUCUCUGCAAGGGGCAUGUUAUUUUAAAUUAAUAAAUGUUUGAAUACAUAACAAAAAGAUUGUGUGCAAAAAAAUAAAGAAAAAACAGCCCUUAGUAAGACAUUGUUGUAGCCUUUAAUUAAACACUAUCUUCCAUUUUCAAAACACACCAAAAAAAAGAAAAGAAUAAAAAUAUAAAAAAAAAGAAAGAAAGAAAUGUAUUUUGCAAAACACAAAAUUGUGAUUUUAUAAACUUGAUGAGCAAAAAAAAAGUAGGCUAUAAUUUAAAUAAAAAUUAUUAGAAAUGUUUAAACUUUAGAUUGUUCCUUUGAUGAGUGGCAUUGGUAGAAAACUUAAUAAGGUGUAACAAUUAUAUUUUAAGUGAGUGCUUGUACAUUUUUGCUUUUUUUAAAUUACUUACAUUUUUUUACAUAAAUGUCUGUGCUUACUUUCUCCCAGUAUUUUGUGCACAAAAUCCUAAAAUAAUCCCCGUCCCCUCUGCACAUUAUCAUUAUGCAAUUUUCUUUAGUAUAAUUUGAAUGCUGUAAUUUUUACUCAUAACUUUUAUGACACAAAGAAAUCUUAUUAUCACUAGUGAAAUGAUUCAAUAAUGCAUUAUUGUUUUAUUUUUUAAUAUUAAGUCGUCAAUACAUUGUCACCUCUUUGCUGUAGUUGACCUGGUUACAUAUUAUAGUUCUUAAUAGGUUAAUACUAUUUAACCCUAUUGCCUGUUGUUGAAAUGCAAAAUUCAGGUGACCAUUAUGUCCAUAAUUUUGCCCAAUUUCUUUUGAAACUUAGCAAUACUAGACUAAUUUUUAAAAUUAUUAAUGCAUGAUUUUGUCAAAAUCCCCCUUUUCUUUAAAAAAAGUCAUUUUAUUCCUUCCAACCUGUAUGGUAUAAGUUCAGUCCAAGCUGUAAGCCCAUUUUCAAUCAAAGCUGUUAGCAUAUGUUCAAAGUUGUAAGCAUAUGUUCAAUCAAAGUUGUAAGCAUAUGUUCAGUCAAAGCUGUUAGCAUAUGUUCAGUCAAAGCUGUAAGCCCAUUUUCAAUCAAAGCUGUUAGCAUAUGUUCAAAGUUGUAAGCAUAUGUUCAAUCAAAGUUGUAAGCAUAUGUUCAGUCAAAGCUGUUAGCAUAUGUUCAGUCAAAGCUGUAAGCCCAUUUUCAAUCAAAGCUGUUAGCAUAUGUUCAGUCAAAGUUGUAAGCCUAUAUAUUUAAUAAUUCUCAAUGCAAAAAGUAUGACAUCAUUUUCCUAUAUAAAUAAACCCUUUAUCUUUUUGUCCACAAUUUUAGAAAUGAUAAAAAUAUGGUCAGUGGUCAUCCUAUUUAAACGUUUCAACAUAUGGCAACGAGAUUUUAUUUUUAUUUUUUUGCUAGCAAAUUUCACAUGCAAAAUAAAAAAGAAAGUAUGUUAAAGCAAUUUACUUUUUACUAUACAAUUUUUUUCACCAAAAAUUCAUUGCAAAAAAUUGUAUGAUGUUCUAAGUGGACACUCAAAUAUACUUCAAAAGAUUGAAGAAGGUUCAAUGAUUAUUCUAAUUCCAAAACUUGACAUUAGAUUUUAGUGUUGUUUUAUUUCUUUUGCUAUAUGUCAUUUGAUUCAGCCCGAUUGGAAAAACAGUAAUUGCAUUCAAGAACCAACCAAUUUAAGCAUUAUAAUGAGGUUUGGAUUUUAAAAU
Messenger RNA from Lymnaea stagnalis (great pond snail), 9051 nucleotides. NCBI's taxonomy places the organism in Eukaryota, Metazoa, Mollusca, Gastropoda, Lymnaeidae. The record is from the annotation of a GenBank genome assembly.